Messenger RNA from Necator americanus (New World hookworm), 2298 nucleotides. RefSeq lists its product as uncharacterized. The record is from RefSeq and is a predicted model, not a curated record. Gene Ontology annotation, molecular function: ATP binding; protein serine/threonine kinase activity. Gene Ontology annotation, cellular component: nucleus. The coding region runs from base 1 to 2298 and encodes 765 amino acids. The transcript has 18 exons. Gene Ontology annotation, biological process: peptidyl-serine phosphorylation; chromosome segregation; intracellular signal transduction. Lineage: Eukaryota; Metazoa; Nematoda; Chromadorea; Rhabditida; Ancylostomatidae.
AUGACAACGAGUAUGGCUGAUCCAUUAGAUUUCGGCGAGCAGCAGAGAUUUGAUCAACUUCAUCACCAACAGUUGGAACAGAAGCUGUUUAACACGGGUCCCAGAGCGUCAAGGACACUUCCUACGGCAACGUCCCAGAAUUUGCCUAGUGGUGACGGCUCAGCUUCUUUUCCAAACUUGUGUCCAACUGAUGUUGCUCUACAACCUUUUAAUGAGGACAGUAUUGAUGGUCAAAUGCGAGUCUUUGCUGCACCAUUUGUAAACGAAUGCAGCAAUUUAAGUAGCGCAGGCUCAAUUUCGGAUCGAGAACCGGACGGAACACCUGGGAGAUGUAAUCGUUCUGGACCUGAGAAGAAAUCAGUCCGCAAGCGGCGUCGCGGCGACGAAACGCCGAAGUCAGAAAGAAAAAUAACGGAUUUCAUUAGGGGCCAAACGAGUCCAAAACGAAUGGUCGUGAAUUCGAACGGUGAGAACUAUUUGAACGAAACCAAUCCAGUUGUGGGCGUUGGUGUGCAACGUUGGAUGACAACGUCUCCAACUCCUCUCAGUCGCGUAACGCCAACAAAUCCUCAUUACUCGUCUGAUUCAAACAGCAAUUCAAACCAAAGCCCUCCUGCACCCCCGCCUAUACGGUUGAAAACCGACUGUGAAACACAAACUGAUUUUGAAGAGCUUAGUGUAGCUCCACCUGAAGAGAUUGCCAAAAGAGAUCGCUUGAUACAAGAACUAAGGAACCAACUUAUUGAGGAACAAAAUAGAACCGCAAAUGAGCGACGGAAGAACGAAUCAGCUAAGGAGGCUCUAAAAAGGAUACUCAUUGAGAAAAAUACCAUGGAAAGAAAAGCAAUACGAGAUAAGACUACUGAAAAUACGCCUCGAAUAGGUCAGUAUAAACUAGUUCGUCACGGUGAUUCCUUCCGAGAAGUCUGGGUUGAUGGAUGGGCACAAGAAGAGCUAGAUAAAAAAAUGCAACAGAUAGCUAAUGAAAGAAAUGAAAUUGCGAAUGCUUCAGCGUUGUUGAAGAAGCGAAAACCUGUUGGAAUUGCGAAGGAAGGUAGCACACCAAAGCGAUCUGCUGCAAAUUCCUUGUCUGCACAAUUAGCAGCGAUUCAAACUGAUGGAUCAAUGCCGUCCACAUCGUCCUCGGGCGAUGACGCGGUGUUCCGCCGGCCAGAAGAACCAAAAGAGAUUAAUUAUCAGGAAUAUAUCGAGCUGGAUGAAAUUUAUAAGCUUCGUCGUGAACACAUGAAGAAGGAGGAGUUGGAGGUUCUUGCUGAGAAGGAAAAGUUAGAUAGGGAGCGCCAACUUCAUUUACGAGAGUUAAAGAGAGCCAGUAAUGAAAGAGACUCCCGCUACAAGGAUCACGAGAUGCUCAAUAAGCGAUAUUUAUUGCUGUCUCUGCUUGGGAAGGGUGGAUUCAGCGAAGUCUGGCGUGCCUUCGACCUUGAGGAGAAUCGAUUUGUUGCUUGCAAGAUCCAUCACGUGAACAAGGAGUGGAAGGAGGAAAAGAAGGCCAACUAUGUGAAACAUGCAAUGCGGGAGAAAGACAUUCAUAAGACACUCGACCACUGUCGCAUCGUGAAGCUGUUCGACCUUUUCACGAUAGACAAUCAUUCGUUUUGCACAGUUCUUGAGUACUGCACGGGUAAUGACCUUGACUUCUACCUCAAGCAGAACAAGUGCAUAUCAGAGAAAGAAGCGCGAAGCAUCAUCAUGCAGGUUGUGUCGGCGCUUGUGUAUCUAAAUGAAAAGAAGCCUCCUAUAAUACACUAUGAUCUGAAACCCGCUAACAUUUUGUUGGAGUCGGGAACAACUUGCGGAGCGAUCAAGAUUACUGAUUUUGGCCUUUCGAAGAUUAUGGAAGGCUCGUCUGACGAUGACAGCAUUGAACUAACAUCGCAGUUUGCUGGCACGUACUGGUAUCUUCCACCAGAAACAUUUGUCGUCAGUCACGCUCCUCCCAAGAUCAGCUCCAAAGUGGAUGUAUGGAGUGUUGGCGUAAUUUUCUACCAGUGCAUCUACGGGAAGAAACCAUUCGGGAAUGACCAGACGCAACAGAAGAUACUUGAAGAGAACACUAUUCUGAAGGCUAACGAGGUCCAUUUCCCUGCGAAGCCACAGGUCAGCCCGGUAGCGCAGGACUUCAUCCGACGUUGCCUACAAUACAAAAAAGAGGACCGUGCGGACGUGUUCGAACUCAUGAAACAUGAAUUGUUUCGACCGCGAGGACAGAAAAGUGGGCCACCUUCAUCACCGAGCAUUUCGCGCACUCUGUCGAAGUGUGAAGUAGAGGAGUGA